GUGGUAGUUCUCCCGGGGUCGGCGGGGUGUCGGGGACAGUUCGCGGCCUUUCGGGGGUUCUCCUGGCUUGGGCCAUCCCGGCUUGGCUAGAAUUGCCGGCCUGGGGCCGAGGCGCUCGCAGUGGCCUCUUCCGGGCCGGCGUGGAUCCGGGCCUCUCCAGCCAGUGGGCCGCGUGCAGCCUCGUCUGGGCUUCUGGGAGCAGCCCUGCGCGGCUAGGGGCCCUUGGCCACUGGGUCCGGGGCGCGUCGGGAGCGGCCUGGACUGCCGGAGACCCGCGGAGGGAGCGCCUCGCCGGACCCACUGUGUCCACACUGCUCUCCCUGGGCAGGAGCACUGAGGAGGAAGGGAUGGCUGUGGAUCUGCUGCCCGCUCAGGAGUCCGUGACAUUCAGGGAUGUGGCUGUGUUCUUCAGCCAGGACGAGUGGUUGCACCUGGACUCUGCCCAGAGAGCCUUGUACCGGGAGGUGAUGCUGGAGAACUACAGCAGCCUGGUCUCACUGGGGAUUCCAUUUUCAAUGCCAAAGUUGAUUCAUCAGUUGCAACAAGGAGAAGAUCCCUGCUUGGAGGAAAGAGAAGUCCCUUCAGACACCUGUCUAGGUUUCAAGACUUGGCCUGAAACAGAAGCAUUGCCUCAUAGACAGGACGUUUUUGUAGAGGAAACAUCUCAGGGAAUGAUAAAGGAAGAAUCCAUUAAGGAUGGUCCCUGGGACCUUAACUCUGAAGAAGGUGUGGAAUUUGAGAGCAGGAUAGAAGAGGAGCAAGAGAAGAAACCUCUCAGGCAAAUGAUAGUCUCGCAUGAGAAAACCAUCAGUGAAGAUGGAAACCAUACGAGUCUUGAAUUGGAGAAAAGCUUAUUUAUAAAUACAGCUCUCGUCGCACAACAGAGUGUUCCUAUAGAAAGGAUACCCAAUAUGUAUUAUACAUUUGGGGAAGAUUUUAAACAGAAUUUGGAUCUCAUGAAAUGCUUCCAAAUUUACCCAGGAGGAAAACCUCACAUCUGUAAUGAAUGUGGGAAGAGCUUCAAGCAGAAUCUUCAUCUUAUUGAACAUCAGAGAAUUCAUACAGGUGAGAAACCCUACAAAUGUAACGAGUGUGAAAAAACCUUCAGCCACAGAUCAUCCCUUCUUUCUCAUCAGAGAAUUCAUACUGGAGAGAAACCUUACAAGUGUAAUGAGUGUGAGAAAGCAUUUAGCAACAGUUCAACCCUUAUCAAACAUCUGAGAGUGCAUACCGGAGAGAAACCGUAUCGAUGUAGGGAGUGUGGUAAAGCCUUUAGCCAGUGUUCAACCCUCACUGUACAUCAGAGAAUUCAUACUGGAGAGAAACUCUAUAAAUGUGGUGAAUGUGAGAAGGCCUUCAACUGCAGAGCAAAACUUCACAGGCAUCAAAGAAUCCAUACAGGCGAGAAACCCUAUAAAUGUAGUGAGUGUGGGAAGGGUUACAGCCAGUUUACCUCUCUGGCUGAGCAUCAGAGGCUUCAUACUGGAGAACAGCUGUAUAAAUGCCUGGAAUGUGGGAGAACCUUCACACGUAUUGCAACCCUUAUUGAACAUCAGCGCAUUCACACUGGACAAAAACCUUAUCAAUGCAAUGAAUGUGAGAAAGCCUUCAACCAGUAUUCCUCCUUUAAUGAACAUCGGAAAAUUCAUACUGGGGAAAAACUUUAUACAUGUGAGGAAUGUGGGAAAGCCUUUGGUUGCAAAUCUAACCUUUAUAGGCAUCAGAGAAUUCAUACCGGAGAGAAGCCGUAUCAGUGUAAUCAGUGUGGAAAGGCGUUCAGCCAGUAUUCAUUUUUAACGGAACACGAGAGGAUCCACACUGGGGAGAAACUGUAUAAAUGUAUGGAAUGUGGGAAAGCCUACAGUUACAGAUCAAACCUUUGUAGACACAAAAAAGUUCACACUAAAGAGAAACUCUAUAAAUGGAAGGAAUAUGGGAAACCAUUAAUCUGCAGCUCCUCACUCACUCAGUAUCAGAGAUUUCUUAGAGGAGAUAAGGCCUAUGAGGCUUAGUUCAUCUCUCAAAUAAUCCAGGACUUCUCAUUGGGUCAUAAGGAGAAUAAUCAAUAGGGUACAAACUCCUAAUAGAUUUGUCUUUUUUACUUCUCCUGAAGGAAAUAUGUUAGUUGCCACUAAGUAAUGAUAACAUUGAUCAGUGAAAUUAUGAAGAGCACUGACUUGCUAAGUUUUAAAAGAACCAUAAAUUUGAAGGUUUCUAAAAACCUAUGAAAAUUUAAUUGAUAGAAAAAAUGUAAAAGGCCUAACUUUUAAAAAAUCAUGAAAAAUAGUUAAAUAUACAUUUUGUUUCUCUCAUAAGACUAUAUUCCCUUUAUAAGAGUAAGCUUCAAUGUGUGAAUUUUCUUUUAAAAACAGUCACUGAGUUAUUAAUAAUGUAAAUAAGUGUGUGGCCUUCUUUAAAAUAGCCAGCCAACAUAGGAAGCGCUUAUUUUCAUAAAGGGAAGCUAAACAUAAAAAGGAAUUAUUUAAAUUUAACUCUUCACCUGGAAAUAAUAAAGCUCUUUUUAUGAGCUGUCCCACCAGCAACUUAUAUAUGUAAACAUACGUAUAUACACAUAUGCAUGUGUGUGUGUGUAAACGUAAAAGUCCUUUAUUAUUAAAAAAUGUAGUUUUAUUAAUUUAGAAUUUAGUUCUUAAAAUCUUGCCCAAAGGUAGACUCUCUUACUUAUCUUCUGUCAUUUCUUAAAUUGACAUAGUUUUAUAUAACUGAACUGAGUACUAUUAUAGUACCGUAGAAGGCGGAUUAACUGAAGCAGCUGGAAAGACUGUUAAGCACAUACUUUGUUAUCUGUUGCAGAAGGGAUAUAUUUGGCAGAACCUGAGGCUACAUGUCUGGUAGCUCAUUAGAUCCAGGAGAGGUUUAAUUAUAGCCUUUCAUUGUACUAAUGAAGAACCUGAACUUAGUGAACAGAGUCAAGACUAGAAUCUAGGUCUUCGGAUCUGGUAUUUUGUGAUGAUUAUAGACUUAUUUCCAACCUGAGGUCCCAACAGUACUGUUUGUUUUGUAGCCUAGUUAGACAUAGUUGCAGUAAUUUAAAGUUACUGUUUUAUCUAUAAGGGUUUCCUCUCACCUUAAUCUUAAUAAUUGACUCACAACUAUAUUCUUUUUUCUUAUGAGUCCCUAAUUAUGCCUGCUUUUAUUAUAAUUGUACUUAAAUCUGUAAAGCUAGCUGAGGUCCAGAAAGUGUAAUUGCUUUUGGAUACUUCACAUAUAAGAUUGCCUUCUUAUUACACAUAUUUUAGGAAUUAUUUUGUGGAAAGUUAUAUAUGAAGAGUUAAUUAUUAAGCAUUCUUUUCAUCAAUUGAAAUGUUUAGUUCCCCCCAGGCAUUUUUCCUCCAACUUUAUAUUUGACUUUCAUUGAAUUCACAGUUGGUAUCAUAAAAAAAAAAUUAUUCUAAUACAAUUAGCUAGACCUUCUGAGAAAAAUAUUAGAAUUAAAUCCAAGCAGUCAGUAUAUUUCUUAAUUGACUGGUUUUAGCUUAUCAGAAAGUUAUUGUUUUAUGUAUUUAAAUACAUUUACAAAGAAAAUGAGGCUUUUAAACAGACCUCAAUAUUUAACAUUGUACCCAGUAGUGGUGAGCAUGCUUAGUACCCAAAUUUUGGUUCCUAAAUGCCAUUCCCCACUAACAGGAACCAGAGUUCCUUGGAGAAGUGGCUGAUUCCAUGUUUGGAGCAGGGGAAGUGGGUGGUGUGGCUAAAAUACUUUUUUUUAUUAAGAAAAUAAAAUGAAAAGCAAGAUAGUAUUUGAAGACUAAUGGGGUAAUGUCAGAAGGGGACAGGCGCCAAGUCGAAGGUAUUCUCACGGGCCAAAUUUAGGACAACUUAAAAUCAAAAAGAAUAAUCACUGAUAUUGCUGAUAAUGCUAAGAAGGAAAAGAAGUUCAUAAUGAUGAAAGUAGAGAAAAAAGAAAACUCGUUAUAAAAUUAUUUGAAGAAUGUCUUCUUUUAAAUGUACACAGAAUGAUAGAUUUGGAAAAAUUACCAUUUUACAACCCUUAAUGUAAUUAAAUCUGGCAAAAAUCAAUGGUAAAACCCAUUAGGUGAAAAAAAUUUUAAGGAACUUUGUUUACAAGGUGUCAGAAGAUCACAGAUACCUAUUGCAAAAGAAUCGCCUUUACAAUGAGAUUUGGCUGUCAAACUGCAUUUCCCUACUUCUGGAAUAAGCCAACAUUAUGUGGCUCUUGAUAGGACGCAGUAUGAAGCAUGUGUGAUCAUCCUUGAUGUACUGCCAAAAAUGUUUACCCCAAAUUUAAUUAAAUCUUUUGUCUAGACUUAUCUUCCUAUUUAAAGAAAUACAAGGAGUAGAGGAACAAGUUGAAUUACACAUUAUGGAAAUAGACAAGUCCAGAGUUGGUACAGGACAACUGGUCUGGAAUUUUUUUAAAAAUUUAUUUUAAAAUGGUUUUCUUAAAUGUACUUUUUAAACACAACAUGAGAAAGGUGUUAAAACUGGUGUAAUAGCUCAAAAGAAUAAGUAUUCCAGAUUUCGGGAGGAAUGAAGAGGGAGAUAUUCAGAAACCUUCACCAGAGUCCCCCUACCUUGAUCAUAGUGGAUUAAUGAUGUGCUUUGUAGAUGUGGUUAGUCAAUGACACCAGCUUGACGGAUCUUUCUUUCUGCUCCACACCCCAUUGAGUUAUCUGGUCCCCUUGGCUGAUGAAGAACCAUUAGGCGAGGAGCACUGGCAUCAUCCAGGGUGAUGUUCUUCAAGGGACUGACCAACUGCUCAGGUCGAGGAGCUGCAACAGCCUUGGGGCCCUCACAGACCCGCCACACAUUCCAGGUGUUGCACUUGCCAGUGCGCUGAUGAAGAGUCACUGAGAACUCUACCUCAUCUCCUGCCUGGAGCUCAAGGCCAUCCUCAACUUCAUUCACAUGGAAAAAGCUUCUUGCUAUCUCCUACUUCAUAGUUAAUGAAGCCAAACUGAUCUUUCACACAUUCCACUGUGGCCCUAUGCAGGGUUGUGAGGUUGUAAGCCAUAGUUUGUAAGCCAGGGCAUUUUGGCCCUGGUCUGGACUUUUCAAAAAGCAAAUGUAAUAAAACAAAAAGUGGUCUCUUCUAGAUUAAGGCAAGAGAGAUAAUCGAAUGGAAAGUGUGAUCCUUUAUUAGCUUCUGAUUCAUUAAAAAAAAAAACCUAUAAAAGACAUUUGAGGGGCUAUUUGGGGAAAUAGGAAGAUGGAAUGGGUAUUAGAUAAAUGUGGUGUGUUUGAUUUUUCUAGAAGUGAUAAUUGAGUUACGUCGGAUAAUGUUCUAAUUCUUAGGAGAUGCAUGCAGAAGUUUUUUUAAGUUUGAAAAGUCAUGAUGUGGGCAGCAUAUUUUCAAAUAAAUAUGUACAAAAUUAGUCAACUUUUUUUGUGGUGGAUGUAGAGAUGUUCAUUGGUCAUUUAAAAAAUUUUUCUAUGUGUCAGUUUUUAAUAAAAAUUAAUGCAAAAAGUGA
Macaca mulatta (Rhesus monkey) is the source of this 5453-nucleotide messenger RNA. RefSeq names its product zinc finger protein 354C (gene ZNF354C). NCBI's taxonomy places the organism in Eukaryota, Metazoa, Chordata, Mammalia, Primates, Cercopithecidae. Gene Ontology annotation, cellular component: transcription regulator complex; chromatin; PcG protein complex. Gene Ontology annotation, biological process: regulation of transcription by RNA polymerase II. Gene Ontology annotation, molecular function: RNA polymerase II cis-regulatory region sequence-specific DNA binding; DNA-binding transcription factor activity, RNA polymerase II-specific. The record is from RefSeq and is a predicted model, not a curated record.